AUGAAGGAUCUGAAGGUCAUUGUCGUGGGCGGCGGCAUAGGAGGUCUCUCCACGGCGCUGGCCCUCGCCACAGACGGUUAUGAAGUCACUGUGCUCGAGGGCGUGAAAGAAUUCCAAGAGGUGAGCAGCAAGGAAUACCACUUUUGCCCCAGCAUCAUUUCAGCUCACUUCCUCCCAGUAGGCGCGGGGAUUCGCGUCCCUCCAAACUCUUCGCGCCUGACCCGCAGCUGGGGCGUCGAUUUCAGCAAGAUCAAGAAAUCAACCGCUGGCGGCCUCCGCUUUUUGGACUGGAAAGGCGAGGUACUCCUCGACAUUCCGUACGACGACGUAGAAACCAGAUACGGAGCCCUAUACUACUUCAUCCACCGGGCCGACCUGAUCAAACUGCUGGUGGACACGGCGUCCCAACACGCGAAUAUCACCCUGAAGAUGAACAGCAGAGUCCAGGACUACGACUUUGACGCACCCGCCGUCACGCUUGCCACCGGGGAACACCUCAUAGCAGACCUGGUCAUCUGUGCCGAUGGGAUCAAAUCGGCCGUCCGAAACAUCAUCAACGACUCGCCGAUCGAGCCCCAAGACACAGGCGACAUAGCGUAUCGAGUCCUCGUACCGGCCGAACCUCUGAAAGCCGACUUAUCCACGCAACACCUGUUCGAAAAUGUCUGGGCCAUGCACUGGCUGAGGCCGAAAGCCCACGCGGUCGGCUACCCGCUCCGGGGCGGCGAGCUCUACAACAUCAUCAUCGACAUCACCCACGCGACCGACGUAGGCAAACCGAUCGUCGACGAAGAAUGGCGCUCCCAAGCCGACAACACAGAGCUAGUCUGGUGCGAGCCCGUCCGCAAACUGUGCGGCCUGACCGGAUCCUAUCUCAAAUGGAAACUCGCCGACUUCGACCACCUGCAAAGAUGGGUCCACCCGAGCGGGAAGGUCGCUAUCCUGGGCGAUGCCUGCCACCCCAUGAUGCCGUACGCGGCACAGGGAGCGGCCGCGCUGAAAGCGUACGAAACGCAAAGACUCCCCCGCGCGACGCACGUGGCCCAGAACACGAGGAUCCUGCAGGCCUGGUGGCACCUGUACGACGGGUCCGAACGGGACAGGCGAGACGAGAUGAUGCGGCACGACGACCUCGACAACCCGAUCCUCUGGGCCAACACCGAGCGCAAGGAUUGGUUGUUCGGGCACGAAGCCGGCAAACUCGCCGCGACGGAGGAGGACUUGCGGCCUCCUGCGCUGGCGCCGUUGCCGUCGGAGGACUCCAGAGUGUAUAACAUCAAGGAUAGCGAUCUGAGGAGGAAAUUCAGGGGCAUGCGCGAGUGGGACCGCGAGGAUGGGUCUUAG
Messenger RNA from Fonsecaea erecta, 1344 nucleotides. RefSeq lists its product as hypothetical. The coding region runs from base 1 to 1344 and encodes 447 amino acids. Gene Ontology annotation, molecular function: FAD binding; monooxygenase activity. The record is from RefSeq and is a predicted model, not a curated record. NCBI's taxonomy places the organism in Eukaryota, Fungi, Ascomycota, Eurotiomycetes, Chaetothyriales, Herpotrichiellaceae. Gene Ontology annotation, biological process: secondary metabolite biosynthetic process. The transcript is spliced from 2 exons.